AGGGAAGGAAUCCCCAAGAGUGGACUGUGGGGCAGCCCCGGGGACUUAGUUCAGAGGUGCCCCAGGGUAGAGUCAACACCGACUUGUUUCUCAAUGACUGGAGGGGGUUGUACAUAGAGACCGGAGUUCCUAGUUUGCAGGGCACCACAGGACACGAGGUCCCUCCAACAGCAAGGCUGCAGAAAGGAUGGUGGGUGCUGAUAUCAGGGAGGAAGUGGUCGCACAGAAAGGACCAGAGGACUAGGCCCUGGCAGCCAUCUCUCUUGAGAAGGUGACCUGGCAGACACAGAGUUGCCAGAGAACUGGACAGACACUCGGGAGACACUGCUGGAGGGCAUGGUUUUCAGCCUCAAGUACCUUGGGAUGACGCUGGUGGAGCGGCCCAAGGGCGAGGAGCUGUCUGCAGCUGCUGUCAAGAGGAUCGUGGUCACAGCCAAGGCCAGCGGGAAGAAACUGAAGAAGGUAACGCUCAAGGUGUCACCCCGGGGGAUCAUCCUGACUGACAGCCUCACUAGCCAGCUCAUUGAGAACGUGUCCAUUUACAGGAUCUCCUACUGCACCGCAGACAAGAUGCACGACAAGGUGUUCGCGUACAUCGCCCAAAGUCAGCAGAACGAGAGCCUCGAGUGUCAUGCCUUCCUCUGCACCAAGCGGAAAGUGGCACAAGCUGUCACCUUGACUGUAGCCCAAGCCUUCAAAGUUGCCUUUGAGUUUUGGCAGGUGUCCAAGGAAGAGAAAGAGAAGAGGGAGAAAGCCAACCAGGAGGGAGGAGACAUCCCAGGGACCCGCCGCGACAGCACCCCCUCCUUGAAAACCUUGGUUGCUACUGGGAACCUGCUGGAUUUGGAAGAGGUGGCGAAGGCCCCGUUAUCCACAGUCAGCGCUAAUACCAACAACGCAGACGAGGUGCCGCGGCCUCAAGUCUUGGGCAACAGCAGUGUCGUGUGGGAGCUGGAUGAUGGCCUGGAUGAAGCCUUUUCAAGGCUGGCGCAGUCACGGACAAACCCUCAAGUCCUGGACACUGGCCUGUCAGCCCAGGACAUCCAUUAUGCACAGAGCUUAUCGCCCACCGACUGGGACAAGCCCGACAGCAGUGGCAUCGAGCAAGAUGACGUCUUCAGCUUCUGAGGGCCCGAGGCUGGCAGUACACUACUGGCCUUGACGUGUGAUGGACCACAAGCCACCGGCAGCAGAGCAGCCAGCUCCAGGAGCUGUCAGCGGCCUAUGCCAGUGGCACCAGAGCCUGCAGAUUCGAGUUGCACAGUCACGCGGGGAGAGGGUGGAAAGAUGCCCCGGGCUAUCCAGGCGGUGACUCCUUCCUGGUUUAUGCUCGGAAACCGGGUUUGAUUCAGGUGCUCAGGGUGUGUGCAGGACGUGGCCUGGCCUCCUGGCCUCUCUCCUGGAGCCAGUGCCCCCUCCUGCUGUGGGCGUCAAGACAUGACCAAAGCCUUGCUUGUUCUUUUUCUCUGGGGUGGCCUCACUCCUGAAGAGCCUGUCGUUCUUUGUGUACUGGACAGGACGUGGCUUUCAGGAUCGCUGGGUUCCUCGAGCUUGGCUUUCUCAGGGCCGAGUGGCUGAGGCUCUCCAAGAGGCAGCCCCUGACCAAAGACACAGUGAACUCUGCACUUUAACUCUCCCGUAAUGGCCAUGGUUUGAGGUCCCACAGGUGCUGGGGGAAUAGAGCUUGCCUCCUGCCCUCCCUCCACAAGAGGGCCCCAGUCCCUGACACGGCCCAUAGAGUGCGAGGACCUAGUGUGCCAGCCAGAGUCACCUCAACCAUGGGCAUCACCUCUGUGGCUCCGGGAGCCCUCCAACAGCCAGAGCUGGGUCUGCUCUUCUGGUUUCUCUGUGUGUCCUUGUGUGUGCUCCAUUGUCUGCCUCCCCAUAAUUCCUGGGAUGAUACCAAAGCCUGGUACUAGGUUGUGGUGGGUUGUUUUGCAUCCAUUUUACAGAUAAAGAAACUGAGGCGACACGUGGGGGGGGUGGAGUUGAGAAUAGAACCCAGAUCUCAUACCAAAGCUGUCGUCUGCUCUGCCACCUCACAGCCCACGCCUCUUUCUCUUUGGCUUUGUUGUCCUCCCAGGAACCAGAACGCCCCAGCUAUUUUCUGACCAAAAUGUGUUUCAUAACAAACCAUCUGGUGCCUUUCUACACGGCACUGGCGCAGGCCGCCAUGCCCUGCUGACUUCUGGGCAGAUGUGUUUUGAAGUCUGUUCGUUCCACGGGGGGAAAUGGUAUCUUGCUCUAGAAACAUCUCGCUGUCCUUUCCCGACCUGCAGCCAUAGUGGUCCCUGGACCCUAGCUGGUGGUUGAGUGGUCCAGUGGUGAGCUUCCCUUAUUCUCUCUUUGCUCCCUUCACUGGUCCUCUUUCCAUUGUGAGGAGCCCCCUGUGGCUGCGCUGGUGAGAGCAGGUCUCAGUAUCCCCAGGAAAAGCACACUCUUCCUGAGUGGCUGAGUCAAACCCUUGCCUUGGGGAGAAUUCUUGCUAGAAUAAAGGUCGCUAGCUUCCUUCCCCACCCUCCACCCCCCACUCCCCGCCCCCACCAGCUCCAGGCCCUGCUCCCAGCCCCGUGGCCAGGGUCCAGGCGCGAGGGAGACUGCCUGCCGUGGGUGGUGCUGUAGUCUUGCUGACAGGCUGUCUGCUUCCUGUACCUGCUGCUGUGUGAAGCUGGAAAGGCAGUUGUGAGUGGGAAACAAUAAACGUUCCCUUUCUGAGCACGAGUACCACCUGGGGUAUUGCUGGUGACAGAGGGCAGAGUGGCGGCUUCUGCCCUCUGUGAUGGGAGCAGCGGUGUGUCACUGUACCAGAAUGGAGGGUGAUGGCCGGUCCCCUGUGGGUGGGCCAGCAGGGCACCUUCCUUUCUCUGCAGAUUGCCAUUGUGUGACAAGGUCACUGUUGGGUGAUGUUAGACCUCGCCAGUGGGCCUGUGUGUAAGACUCCCCGUUUCUGUGUUCUGGGUGGGCUCUGGGCCGCUGAGACUCAUGGAGUGUGCGAGUGUGCCCAUGUGUGCCCGGCAACACACCUGGGAUGGUGGUGUUCCCAUGGCUGCAGUGACUCAAACUUUGAGGUUUACUCUGCUACUCAUGUUCUGGACCUGGGCUCAGUGCUAGGAACCAGCAUGGUCCAUGUCAUUUCAAGUUGUGUGGCUUCAUGUGAAGGGCAGGGGUGGGGUGGGGUGGGGGGCAGAGGCAGAAGGUGGAAGGGGCUGGUUCCAUGACUUAAGAGAUCCAAAGUCCAGCUACUGCUGUUGGUCAGUUACCUCUUCCCUUGAGCCUCAGUUUUCCUAUCUGUAAACAGGGUACAGCAGCCUCCUGUGCCUAUGCUCCUGGGGUUUUAUGAGACUGUUGGCCAUUAUCACAUUGGUAGUACAUAUCCAGUGACUAGAGUUUUCUCAGAGCAAAAGGUCAUUUGGAUCGAAUGUUUAAAGUCCUAGCGGACUCUUGGAGAGCGACUAACACUCUUGAGUGUUCUUCCUGUGUGCCAGCUGACUUGCGGAAGCCAGCUAGAGCCCAAACGCCAUCUGAUGCCUUCUGCUGAGGGCUUCGUGCUUAGAUGGGAGGGCAGUCCUCCCCUGAGUGCCUAGUAAGACCACAGCCCCAUCUUAUAUCCCCAACCCUCACCCUGCCGUGUCGGGAUUUCCCAAGAGAUGGUUAUGAUCCAGCUGCUCAUGUCCUGUCCAGACGCGCAGUGACCGUCCCAGCAAGGCCACAUUCCUUAAGUUCCACGGGCUUCUGUCUGGGGACUCCCCAGCCACUUCUUCCUGUGGCUUGUGGGGGUCUCAGGCAUGCGUGCCUCCUCCCAUUCAGUAGGCUUAUUUCAAGUAUGCAGAGGCAGAGCCUUCUGAUGCCACCGACGUGCAGACUCCCCGUGAGGCCCUGUGGAUCAGAGCAGACUCCAGAAUUCCUUCUUUUUUCCCCAUAAUUUGAAGAGACACCCAACAAGCUCAUCUUUCCGUUUAAAUUUGGCCGACGCACGCCUUUAGUCUCCGGAUGUGUCACAUUAAAGACCCUGAGCUCAGCCGUGCGUGCUCUCCCAGGCAGAACGGGUAGAGGGGAAGGACAGAGCCGCCUUUCAGACCGGAUGUGAUCUUCAGCUUCCCCGGGGUAGAUGCUGGGCUGGCUCUCCAGGCGACACUGUCACAACUACACCUUGCAAAGGGCGUUUCCCACUUCUAGGCCGGGGCACAGGCUGGAGCCUGGACUUCCUCCUCUUUCCCUGGUGUAGCGGAACAGGCAACCUGCUUGGCUAUUAGGAAGGACCGCCAACCUUGUCAGGACCCUUGUGCCCAGCCUUGGCGUCAUCAGUCUGCCGUGGCACACUAGGAGGUGGGUAGUAAUAGGUGGUGGUCUUUGAACUAUAAAAAAAAAGAGCAACUUUCAUUUAUUCUUUGACAGUUUUAUAGAUGUAAAUGACGUCUUGACCUUGCAUACCUCCAGCCCAACCCUCCCCCUCAACCCUGGGAAUCUCAACCCUCUUCCUUUACUACCUCUCCUUUUUCCUUCCUUGUAACCCAGUGUCUCUAGUCCUGCCCCUUUGGGAUGUUGGCUGGUCCUGCCGGCUUGAUCUUGUGUAGGUAACCACAGCUGUGGUGAGUCCUGUGCUGUCUCCAGCCAAUUGAAAAGAUAGCAUCUAAAACCUCUUCCCAGUGUUCCCUGGUCCUUGAGGAAGGGAUAUGAGAAAGGUUGCCAGGGACGACGCCCUAUCUAGGGGGAAGCCACUUGUCUCUGCACUAACCCAUCAGGAGUCUGUAGUAACGGCUGCCCACUAGGGUAAGAACAGCACUGGUCUGUGGGCACAGACAGGAGUGUUCAGAAGGCAGUGUAGCAAAACAACAGUAGGAAGUCCCUCACGAGGCCCAUGACUGUUCUAACCAUGGGGUUCUGACGGGUUUGUGGUGCCAGGCCUGAGUUCCUGUAGAAUAGUAGGUCUUAAAUGCAGAAGAGGUUGGUUAUCGCCAUAACCUUUGUGCCAUUAUUGCUCAAGGGGGCAUAUUGUGCAUGGUGGGUCAGUGUUAAAGCGUGAAGGGCUGGGUGCUGGCUAAGACAGCUGUUGUGUUUUCUCCCUUCCCUGGCCUGCAUGGCUCCUGACAGCACUGCAAGCUGGUCAGCGCUGAGGAAGCUUCUGGGUCUGGGACCUCCCUGACCAAUACGCUGUAGGGAGAUACCUUUUAUUGUCCCACUUCUUCUAUGGGAUAUCUGAGAGACAGGAAGAAUAAUUAAGGUGACCCGAGGCUUACCUUCAGGAAGAAGUAAGUCUGGGAUUUGAACCCCUAGGUAUCUGAAUCCAAAGCUUAUAUCUGCCCCUGCGAACCAGCAGCCCCAGUAGUAGGGAGCUUAGAACACCAUGGGAGCUGAUUCCACAGUUAGCAUUGGCAGGUGCCCACUGCACGUAUCCACUGGCUGGAGCUAUCCUGUGUCUACCCCGCUGACUGGGCGCCUUGGGCUGCUGCCCUUGACAUGCCCACCGUGGGACUCUGCAGAGCUGUGUGCCCAUCACGUCAGGCCCUAUCUUCUCCCUGCCAGUUUGAGGAGGAUUUCUUAUGGGGGGGGAGGGGACAGUGGGUGCCAGUGCAGGAGGACUGGAAGGAAGGGAACGUUUUGCAGUGUCACAUAGCUAGUUUGAGUUGAUAUAAUGGCUGCCAAAUAGCACCUGCCUUUGUGGGGGCCUUAGAGGUGACCACAGGCCUGAAACUCAGAUCCCAUGUGUUCAGGGUCCUGCGGUGGCCCUGCCUCUGCAGGUCACUAAGAACACUCCGAGACCAUGACCUUGCUCCCUGUGAGCUCCUGGGGCCUCCUCAGAAUGACAGCCUUAGCCAAACGCCAGCGUAGUACUGCUGGGGCAGCCUGGAGCUUCCGGCCUGGACAGAAGUGGGCUGGGCCACAAGGCCACGCUGCUAGGCAACGAUCUGCAUGCUUCUGCUGAUCACCAGCUUGGCUUUGUCUGUGGAUGACAAGAGGCCUCUGCUCCUGACCCUUAAUAGUCCACGGGGCGGGGACGGGAAGUCAUUGGUCAUGCAUGCUUGCCUAUGCCAGCGUGACAUUGGGGAACGGAGUUGAGGGGUGUUACACGGGAUGCCAGGUGGGCUGCUGAGUGAGGAGUGGUCCAGCUGGACCUCAAGAGAAGGGGUGGAAAGGUUGAAGAUGUUCCUGAUGUCUUGGUAGCUCUGCUGUUGGGGGCCCUGUGGGAGUCACUCCAUGAUCAGGUGCCCAGGCUCUGCCUGGCUCCAUAUAGCAGUGACUGAAUCCUGGCAGAAGCAGAAGGUGUCUGAGAACCUUCUGAAGAGGUCAGGAGCCCCAGGUCACAGGCAGCACAGGGAUUUGCAGGUCACCAAGGCGCUGGCUCCACACUUUCCAGCAGGCCCUGGUUGUGGCGCUGAGUUCCCCUUCCUCCUGGAGGGCGGUCCUGGCACUCCUCAGCUACUUGGUGGAAACUCUGGUGUCUAACUCGACAUUCUGACCAAAGAUGUCGCUUUCCUUCCAAAAUGUUUUCAAAUAAAGGUUCUGGAAUCUG
Apodemus sylvaticus (European woodmouse) is the source of this 6511-nucleotide messenger RNA. It is a transcript of the gene Ldlrap1, whose product is annotated as low density lipoprotein receptor adaptor protein 1. Gene Ontology annotation, cellular component: early endosome. Bases 337 to 1128 code for a protein of 263 amino acids. Lineage: Eukaryota; Metazoa; Chordata; Mammalia; Rodentia; Muridae. The transcript has 9 exons. The record is from RefSeq and is a predicted model, not a curated record.